UGAAGCCUUGCGGGGCGUUACGGUCCGGUACGGGCCAGGCGAUUGAUCGUUGGUGGUGGCGAAGGGUCUGGGCUCUGUCGCCGCAGGUGGGAGGGCUUCCUCUACCUGGGUGCUCGGCGCCAUGAGCAAACGCACACGGUCCUGCCCCAGAUCAGUGGCUCGAACGUGGGAGGACGCCGGCUAGAAAGCACCCAACGAACCAGAGCCGCGGAGGAAAGCUGGCUUCUUCCUCUCCCGCCCCAGACUGUGUGAUUUUUCCCUAAUGCUGAAAACCCAAUGUGAAUGAACCCUUCGGAAACGAUUCUGUAAUGGUUUAUGAGAACAAAAAGCAAAAGGAGGAUGGACUCAGGCAAGUUCUGGAGGAGAUGAAAGCUUUAUAUGAACAAAACCAGUCUGAUGUGAAUGAAGUGAAGUCGGGUGGUCGAAGUGACUUGAUACCAACCAUCAAGUUUCGCCACUGUUCUUUGUUAAGAAAUCGACGCUGUGCUGUAGCGUACCUGUAUGACCGAUUGCUUCGGAUCAGAGCACUGAGGUGGGAGUACGGCAGCGUCCUGCCCAAUGCCUUACGAUUUCACAUGUCUGCUGAAGAAAUGGAGUGGUUCAAUCAUUAUAAAAAGUCCCUUGCUACUUAUAUGAGGUCACUGGGAGGAGAUGAAGGUUUGGACAUCACACAGGAUAUGAAACCUCCAAAAAGCCUAUAUAUAGAGGUGCGGUGUCUAAAAGACUACGGAGAAUUUGAAGUUGAUGAUGGUACUUCAGUCCUAUUAAAAAAAAAUAGCCAGCACUUCUUGCCCAGGUGGAAGUGUGAGCAGCUGGUUAGACAGGGUGUUCUGGAGCACGUGCUGUCCUGACCUUGUGCUGAGGCCCCGCCAGGCGGCCCUGUGGUGCAAGGGGGGCCACACCGCGGAAGAGUGCUACACGUCCCUCUCCAGCCUCACCUCUUUGGUUUUAAAGGUCACAUACGUUCUUUACAAUAACCAGGAGUAUCUGGCUAAGGAGUGGGUUUUUCUUUUGUACAGGAUUCAUCCUCCUCUUUGUAAUAAACUGUAAGCUGUUAGCUAUAAUUACAACAUGACUACAGUUACUACAAUGGUUUUUUGACAAUGUUUUUUUUUAAUGAAAGUAAACUUUUGUUAACAUUUGACUCCCCCCCCCCCCCCCCCCCCCCCCCCC
This is a messenger RNA of Zalophus californianus (California sea lion), 1173 nucleotides long. It is a transcript of the gene GINS1, whose product is annotated as GINS complex subunit 1. NCBI's taxonomy places the organism in Eukaryota, Metazoa, Chordata, Mammalia, Carnivora, Otariidae. The transcript is spliced from 7 exons. The coding region runs from base 309 to 851 and encodes 180 amino acids. Gene Ontology annotation, biological process: DNA replication; DNA strand elongation involved in mitotic DNA replication. The record is from RefSeq and is a predicted model, not a curated record. Gene Ontology annotation, cellular component: GINS complex.